UAGAAGCUUAAAUAAUGCCUGAGCCAGCGAAGUCUGCCCCAAAGAAGGGCUCUAAGAAGGCUGUCACCAAAGCUGCCGCUAAGGGCGGCAAGAAGAAGAGAAGGAGCAGGAAGGAAAGCUACGCAAUCUACGUGUACAAAGUACUGAAACAGGUCCAUCCCGAUACCGGAAUCUCAUCUAAGGCUAUGAGCAUCAUGAAUUCUUUCGUCAACGACAUCUUUGAACGCAUUGCUGGGGAAGCUUCCCGCCUGGCGCACUACAACAAGCGCUCCACUAUCACUUCCAGGGAGAUCCAGACUGCUGUGCGCCUUUUGCUGCCUGGUGAGCUGGCCAAACACGCUGUGUCUGAGGGCACCAAGGCUGUGACCAAAUACACCAGCUCCAAGUAAACGGCUAAGCUGUUUACAUCAAACCAACGGCUCUUUUAAGAGCCAAGCA
Messenger RNA from Monopterus albus (swamp eel), 438 nucleotides. RefSeq names its product histone H2B. The coding region runs from base 15 to 389 and encodes 124 amino acids. The transcript has a single exon. Gene Ontology annotation, molecular function: protein heterodimerization activity; structural constituent of chromatin; DNA binding. Gene Ontology annotation, cellular component: nucleosome. Lineage: Eukaryota; Metazoa; Chordata; Actinopteri; Synbranchiformes; Synbranchidae. The record is from RefSeq and is a predicted model, not a curated record.